AACCCAGAACAUUUAUUAUGUGGACAGCUUUGUGGGUUUUAUUAUGGGCUUUGACUCUCCAAUAAGUUGGUCGUUUGAUUGCUUCCCAAGAAAAACAUAGUUCCCUAAAGAGAUUGAUGGAUAUGGCCGUCGAUGAUGACUUGUUGGUGAAUUCUAAGCCGAUGAUGGAGGAACCACUGGUCGACUACCGAGUUUAUCCGAUCCCCGAUACAGUCCCAGAUGAAAAUUUGGAAAGAUUUUUUCAGAACGCGAAAUCGAAAUUAGAAAAGUAUGGCACCACAAUCACUCUGAAUGCGGCUGAGCAAACCCUCACAUUCGUACCAGGGGUAAGUAAGUGGAACCCUGGCCCUGCCUUGAACAAAUAUGGCAAGUUUGAAAUCACCACUUUCACUGUGCCCUUCCCCGAAAAUCGAGCAACAAAGUUGAAACAUGUUUGGCCCGACGUCGAAGAAUUCUUAUAUGAGUUUGCCAUUUCAUGCAAUCUCAAUUUGGCUGAGUGUUCCAUGCAAGUCUCAACAACCACAUUUCUUGAUGAUCCGUAUCUCCUUGACAGAGCUAGACAUCUCCUUCAACUGUUGUCCACAAGUCUUGUUCCGCCAUAUAUGGCAUUAGAAAUAUUCCAAGGCAGCAGGCAACAUGAAAUCAUGGAGAUAGGAGAUCAGCAGGGGGGGCUUUGCACAAAAUUUGGGGUCAAGAAGGGGGAAUAUCUUAAACGAUGGGAAUGCCUCUUCUACUCCCUAAAGGCACUUUCAAAAGCAACACAAUGUCAUAUCUUUCUUAACGAGAACACUUUUACUGCUGUGACUGCUGUGGAGAAUACAGUUGAAAGAAUUUCAUGGCUCAGGUCAGUCGUGGGAGACUGCAUCACCAAAAAUUUGUGUCCUGCAACCUCUAUCAGGAAGUUUGGAAACGAAUUUGGAAUGCAUCAAUCGAUGGAUGAUCUUGAGGAUCCACAUGCCAAGCACAUGGAGAUGGUGAGGUCUGCCCCUUUUUUUCUCAGAGAUAGCAUGCCUGAAGUCUGCUCUCUCUAUACGUUACUCCAUGAAAAACGAGCAAAGUUGCUAGAAGCUUCGUCAAUGCUGGAGUCUUCCCUAAGUAACUAUGGCAUUUCAUGUACUCUGGAGAAGGAUUCCAUGGCAUUCACAACAACGAGAUGUACUAAGGAGCCAGAUAUCAUUGACAAGGCUUUGCAGCUACUUGAACUUCUGUCAACAACUCAUGUUCCAGUAUCUCUGGCAAUAGAAAUAUUGGAUGGUAGUAUGCAAACUUGCGUAAUUAAAAUUGGGAAUCAAGAAGGUGGGAUUUGCUCAGACUUUGGGAUCAGUGAGGAGGAAUACCUUAUACGAUGGGAAUGUCUUCGCCACUCCCUACAGGUAGUUGCCGAAACGGCGGAAUGUAAUGUAUUUCUCAACUAUUACACUGUUGCUGCUGUGGGGAAUACUUCACUAGAAUUGUUCAAGCAGUCAGUGGAAAACUGCUUUCUUCAUAAUCUGUGUCCUGGGACUGUUUGCACGGAUUAUAAUUCUGCAUCACGAGGGCUGGAAAAUAUUGAAGAUCCACACGUCAAGCACAUGGAGAUGGAAAAAUCGGGGUCGUCGUUGCACAUGCUUGAAGUCAGCUCCUUCUGUACAUUCUUUUCGCAACUACAAGCAACUCAGUUGUAUGAUAAUUGGUCAAUUGUGGAAUCGUGUUUACAAAAGCAUGACAUUUCGUGCAAACUGGUUGCGGCCGAGUUUUACAUGACAGUGUCUGUAACCACAAAGGCCGGGGAAUCAAAUAUUAGUGACAAGAUUUUGGACGUUCUUAAACUUUUAUCAGUUGGUAUUCCACCUUCUAAGGCAAUACAAGUGCUGGAAGGCAGUAUGUACUAUGACUUCAUCCGGACAGGGUCUCAGUAUGGCGGGUUUUGCUUAAAAUAUGGGAUUGCUUAAAAUAUGGGAUCACUAAGGAGCAAUUUGAUCAAGUGGUUUGGCCACGAGUUGAACUCGGUUUAGAGGAAAUGGCAAGAGUCAUGAACUGUUACGUCAGGACUAGUCCAAAUGUUAUUACUGUCUGCGGUCCGCAUGAACAAAUAGAUGAAUUCAGCAAGUUCGUGCAAUAUUGUUUUGAUUCGAGGCGUCAACCGACUUGUGCAAUGGGAGUGUAGACGUAAACCCCCGCAGCUCAAGUCAUGAGGAUGUUCAGGUCAAUUUUGAGAUGGGCUGAUGAAGAAUCUUGAGACCGUUAAAGUUUCAGACGUUCAGUGUAAUAUAUGGGUGUGUUUGAUGUCAUUCAAAUUCAGGAACUAAUGGACUGUACUUGAUAGCAAAUUCUAGCCUUGUUGAAGGAGACAUUAGGACCAACCACUAUAUGAUUUCUAUAAUUACGAUAACAAACAAAUUAACAACAAAGAUGAUCGUUUUCUUUCUGCAAACGGUUCUCUUCAAUAACUCAAUUUUUUUUUUAUUUCAUUUAUUUUUGUUUCACAAAGUCACCCCGGACUAGUAUUUGUUAUACAAUUAAUGCUAUUAUCAUCAACA
Rosa rugosa (rugosa rose) is the source of this 2519-nucleotide messenger RNA. RefSeq lists its product as uncharacterized. Gene Ontology annotation, cellular component: nucleolus; small-subunit processome. Gene Ontology annotation, molecular function: RNA binding. Lineage: Eukaryota; Viridiplantae; Streptophyta; Magnoliopsida; Rosales; Rosaceae. The record is from RefSeq and is a predicted model, not a curated record. The coding region runs from base 117 to 1931 and encodes 604 amino acids. The transcript has 21 exons.